UAAUCAAUUACUUUGGUUAAAUAUCUAAUCUCUGCAUUCUUGAAAAACGCAAUUCUAAAUAAAGUUUUAAAGCCUUUUUGCAGAAGGACCAGUUUUGAACAAAUAUGGCGUGUAUAAAGUUGGUACUGUGUCCUGGUGUGAAAUUGAGGUAGUUAUUCAAUAUGGUUACACAGCCAAAUAUUUCACUAAUAAACAAGAAUACAGCCUAAUUUUUUCGUCAAGGAUACCAAAAAUGUUCACAUUAGCAUAAGCACAAAAGUCAAUCAUUAUUUUCAUGGUUAAGCCAGUUUUCUGGAAACAUCCAAAUACGAAGCAGUAAAUAAUUCAACAAUAGCAUGUUGUAAUAAAAUCUUAAACAUCAUGUCAUAUAAUUCAUGUAUUGUCACGUCAUACGUGAACGAAACAGAUGGUUUUGUGAACAAUGCGUGAGUCAGGCAUUGUGCUCUUUACACUUCAAUAGUCGGUCAGUGUAACCCCUUGCUGAAUCCGGUAUCGGCCGGAGCAAUGUACGCCAUUUUUUGUUGAAAUAAGUUGCGCUGUAUUGACAUUGCAUUCCAACUUUCCAAUAGAACUUUAGAAAGAAAUUUAUUCUUCUCCAUCAAUUGUUUCCAUAAAAAGUGUCCCACUUCGUGUUUUCAGCGAAAAUUACGCACAGCCCCUUGUGGAAUAGCUCAAAAAUUCAAAUAAAUUAAUUCAUGCAGUCAUUACCGGGUUGUAAUACUCAAAAUGAUGGCCAAGGGAUUCUCAUACAAAGUACGAAACAAAGACCAGCGCAUGCUUCAUAUUUUUUUUCCGAACCGAUUCUAUUACAAAAGUAGCAACAUAUUGUGUAUUCGAAUUGGCAUCUGUGGCGUGUCGUAAAAAUCAAGGUCACUAUUAAGAUCGAGAAAAUCGUGUGUUACAGUAAUUAAAUGUAUCGUUAAGCACUACGUAAGGCACUCGCAUGUUUCCAAAGUAUGCACUUAAAUCUACAAGACGCCUUAAGAUAUUCAAACGCGGCUUAGUUUUCGGCAAACAUUGUGAUCUCAGGACCGUUAUUAAAGUUUGCAUCAGAGGCCCAAUAGGGUUGAUGCAUGCCUGGCCAGUAGGAUUGUCUGAAAGGGUUACUGCUUCCCUGAUAUACAGUGGGCAAAGUCAGAAACAACAACUCUGAAACUUCUUUCUCUCAAACCAAAGCGAGCGGAGUAAUUUGAUGAUAUCCCAUGCGAAAACAAGUAAGUUCCGGUAGCGGAAGGGAGUGUCGGACUUCUACAGACUAUGUUCCACUCAUGUUCCUUCCAUUGCUCUUCGUGUACCGGGGCUAAGGUAAGCCUUUCGGACAAUCCCGCUGCCCCGACGGGCGAACUAGUUUAUUCGCAGUAUUUUGGUAGUAAAAAAGAGGUCAAGUAUUCCGAUGCAUCCACGCCUAUUUCGCCUCAUAGGCGUGGAUAAAAGUAAGUAUAUUCAGUCGAGGUCAAUAAGUGUCGUAUCGGCUUCUGGCUAACCUCCGAAUGCAGUUUCAUCUAUAGCUAAGCUAGUCAAUGACUUGCCGAUAACUGCUCGCAACAGACCUUGUACUAUUCAAGUAGGAAUCGAGAAGUACCUCCCUAAUAACUAUUACUUCGUAACUAAGUUAUUGAAAUUCCACCCGAUCGACAUAGCCUGGCUGUUUCAAGGUUCGAUGUCGACAAACCCCUUGUACCUCCAAAUCGUGCAGAAUUAGGUACUUCCAUAGUAAACAUCCUUACUUUUUUUACUGCCGUGUCGUGUUUAUGCCCAAGCCAUUAAAAGUAUACGUCCUCUUUGGCUGCGUUCUUUGUUUGAUAACAAUGUUUGUUGUCAUAGACACCAGUCGAUUCUGUUUUUCUGAUAACUCACUUUGUAUUUAUUAUCGGUUAAUUAUAUUGUGGCAAUUAUCGUUUUAAAUUGGAAACAUUAGUAUUGUGAAUGAAUACAAAUGUAUGGCUGAUUAAUUUCUUUGGAAUUUUAUUCGUAGAACGAUUCGUUUCGCUGUUAAUAACCUUGACCGGCCAAAGCAUAGCACAUCGCGCGCUGUCCCACUGCUAUGGUGAUGUCGUGCGCCGGCAUGGGCGACGCCGUGCUCCGGGAGCGGCUGCCGACGCUGUGGCGCCGCAUCGAGGACGCGCACUACAGCUACCUCGAGACCGACGACAGCCCUGAGAAACUGCAGCAGAAGAAGAAACUCGAAGAUUACAUAAUAGAAUACCUAUCGCUAGUGCCUCACGAAAGCAAGUUCGGUCUGACGGAGACGAAACAUAAAGAAUACGAGAUUUUUAAUUUUGAACCUUAUGCCGUUGUUACAGAUUACAUAAUAGAAUACCUAUCGCUAGUGCCUCACGAAUGCAAGUUCGGUCUGACGGAGACGGGCAAGGUGUUCCAGCGCACCGUGAACGAGCUGCCGGAGUUCAGUGCGUACCGCGCGGGGCUCGGGUGGGCCGCGCUCGCCAGGUACGCGGCCAACCUACUGGCCCAGCCCUGGAGGAAGGAGUACAGAGUUAUACGGCUAUACUGUGGUUACUACAAGCACGAAGUCGAGGCGAACAUGGUGGGCGCCGAGAUCCUCCUCCAAGCCAUGGGCUACAAGCCCGCGGGCGCGGGGAAGAUGGAACUGGACGCGCCGAUCUGCCCGGACAUGGUCGCCGCUGUGUCCAGGGACGCUCUCAUCGCGCAGUGUGAAUGUCAGAUAAUGUCUCACAUGUGGGAGGCGACGUGGUCGCGGGGCGUGCGCGUGUCCUGGCGUGACAUCUGGCUCGAGCGCACGCGACCCUCAGGAGCGCUGCAAGACCGUGUCAACAACAUCUAUGCCGACGGUGCCGAAAUUUACUCAAACGUACCGGUAACAAAUCCCUCGGACGCGUACCGCAACCGAGUAGUGGACAGCAGGUACCAGGGCGCGGCGCACUGCAACCACAUGUGCGACGAGACCGAGCACGGCCUGAGCCCUCAGGUGGCGUGUCCGCAGUACGUGGGCGGCGGCGCCAUGCUGCCUCCCGUCAUGUUCCCGCUGGGCGCGGAGCUGGCGCCCGCCUGCAGCGCGGUGCCCGUCCUGUCCCCGUACGGCGUCCCCUACUACUACCCCGUGCAGGCCCCCUACAUGCUGCCCACGCCCGUGUACGCGCCCAUCAAGCACGCCGCCACGGUCCCCGUCAACGGUUACCCCCCGCUGCCGCAGUACAGGUACCCCGCUGUCCCCACCGCACAACUCAUCGAACUCGACACCCCAUCGGUCUACGAAAACGGAAAAUUCGAGAGGUACAAGGAUGAUGAGCGAAGUCACAAGAAAAACAGACAUCUUGAAGCCUCCAGAAGAAAUAGCACGUCGAAGUCAGGUCUGAGUGACGUAUCCCUGCCGAGUCUGCCGCGGUCCGACACGCAACCUGCCCUCAGCAAAGCGAGGGAAGACGGGAUGGGCACCUACGAGAGUUGGGAUUAUGUCUUUAGAAAUUUGUCAAGUAAAGAGCAGGAGGGUGACGUCAGAAGUCGAUUUUCCCCAUCUCUGGACAGAGAUUCGAGGACGCUCGAUAGGUUAGACAGAGAGGAGAGGAGGGUAAAGUAUCAGCCGACGACGCUUGACCUCGAAGACGGCUUACAAGCGCUCAACCUCGACAGAACAUACGACGAAGAAGUUUACAGAACAGCGAAAGUGAACGAGAAUCUGAUGAGGAUGAAACAGGAACAAGAGUUAAAAAGGGCGAAGCAAUUGGCGAAGAAGCAUUCUGAUGAGAGGAAAGUGAAGAGACAAGUGCCGGAGCCGAUCGGACACCCGAAGGCUGAAGCUUUAAUAACACCUAAAGUAGCGCCGGACAAAGUGAAGCUGCUUAGUAAAAAGGACAUUAAAGAUAGGAAGGAGGUCAUAAAACAACAGACGACAGUGAACGGAUCCGUAUCGACUGCGGCCGAAGUCAAGAAAGUCAAGAAACCAGUCAAGCUGGUCGCUCUGGAGGUGGAGAAGUCCAAGAGCAAGGAGAAUGGAGUACACACAACGGGGCACAGCUCCAGGAGUAAUCCAGCAUCAAACGCAAAUCCACAAAACUACGACUUAAAAGCACAACUAAUAGUGUCACUCGACGAAACCGACCACGCUAGGAGGUCGCCGCCGAAACAGCCUCAACAAAAUGGCGACCGCGAGCGAACGGUGAGCAGAACAUCCAGCCAACACAACAGCGAUCGUGACAGACAAGACGUAGGCACCAGUGAGGUGAGGGACAAGUGGGAGUGCGGGACCUGUACUUAUUUGAACAAGGGGAGUUUGUUCGCGUGUGAGAUGUGUGGUAAGUCUCGUCGUGGGCCGGAGAUCCAGCCGCUGCGGUCAGGCGGACGCGAGUGCCCCGCCUGCACGCUCGUCAACGACCGCGCCGCCGCCCGCUGCGACGCCUGCGCUACCAGCCUCGACCACUGCCCGACGUACAUCUAACCACCAUGUUUGGGGACCGCCUGGCGGGCUGCCAGUCUUGUUUUGUUUAUAAAUCCUUGUCCCGUCAUAACGAAUGUGUAAAAGGGCGCUAUUUGUAAAGGGACUCUUGGAGAUGAAAUUUGAACGACGACAAUGUUUUUGCAUGCUAUAAAGGUCUAAUUCCAAAUAACCAAGUUUUCAAAUAGCCCCAUUUUACUAUACUUGUGACGUCAUCGAACUUACCGGGUUGCCAACAUAAAUCUAAUCAUUUGUUUAGUAUUAUUUUUAUGACAUUACUAUAUUAUAUGAUAGCACAAUUUUCUUUUUUACUAUUAUUCGCAGCUAGCUGCAGUUUGUAGUUUAUUUAAAUAUUCGAAUAGGAAAGUUUAUGCACAUUAUAAAUGUGUUGUUUCGCAGCUGUAGCAGAUGUUUAUUGGAGCAUUAAAUUAAUCAUAUCGGUAUAUUUACAAAUCCCAAGGGUUCCUCAAAUUGUUUAAUCAUUAUUAAGUAUAUGAAUGUUGAAGUGAUAUGAGCAUCGCGUUAUAAAAGAUGAUUGCACAGAAGCAUAUUUUUAAAUGGCUAUGUUAAAUUGUUGUAUUAAAAUUGUCGACUUUAAAUUGAGCCAUGAAAUAUGCGGUUUCUUAAUGAACAUCGGUAACGCUUUGUCGUAAUAACAUUGAUAUUGUACCGUUAAGAAUUGUAAUUCUCAUAUUGUAUUAUUUGAAAGUUUAGAUCUCAAUCUCAAUGAGAAAUUUAGAACGAAAACAUUGAAUGUAGCAAUAAUUAGUGACUUGAAACCUAAUAUUGGGCGUUGACUGAAAUGUUUUGGCUCAGAACCGCUUAUUCCAUGGCCCUAAACCAUUUUAUGUUAUAUUUGCUCAUAAAAUUAUUUAACCUUCAGAUGUAUUUAAUACAAGUUGAUGUAAUAAUAAACUUUAUGUCACGUAGUAGUUACUAAACUAUCAACCGGCUUCAAAAAGGUGGACGGUCUCAAUUCGUCUGUAAUUUUUAAAUAUUUGAUGCCAUUAAAAAAGUUUGUACUGAGUGAACCGAUUUCGAUUCUUUCUUAAUUUAGCUGAAAUUGUUCAUAAAACCUUCAUCAAGUUUGACUCACUAGUUUUGAUCUGAAGUCGGUUGUUUAUUUUGUUGUUAAAACAAAUAUUAUUUUGAUUAUAUCGCUUGACAGGGUAACGAUUGAAAUGUGUGAAAAUUUUAAACUAACGACCAUUGGUUACGUUUGUCGGCGAGAUCCGCGAGGUAUCUCGAACUUGUAGGAUUUAUGAUUGUAAUAAUAGUGUUCGUUUAUUCGCCUUCUAAUAAUGCUUUAAUGAUAGUUGAGAUAGAUCGAAAACGCUUUUUCGUUUUAUUAUUACAUAUAAUAUAAAUUAUAAAUUAUUGAUCUGUGUAUAUAAUUGUUAGAGUUUGUAAA
Molecule: messenger RNA, 5822 nt
Organism: Trichoplusia ni (cabbage looper)
Lineage: Eukaryota; Metazoa; Arthropoda; Insecta; Lepidoptera; Noctuidae
Gene: tamo
Exons: 7
Coding region: 2045-4414 (789 amino acids)
Cellular component (GO): cytoplasm
Source: RefSeq, a predicted model, not a curated record